Molecule: messenger RNA, 1578 nt
Organism: Wickerhamiella sorbophila
Lineage: Eukaryota; Fungi; Ascomycota; Dipodascomycetes; Dipodascales; Trichomonascaceae
Product: T-complex protein 1 subunit zeta
Exons: 1
Coding region: 1-1578 (525 amino acids)
Biological process (GO): protein folding
Cellular component (GO): chaperonin-containing T-complex
Molecular function (GO): ATP binding; ATP-dependent protein folding chaperone; ATP hydrolysis activity
Source: RefSeq, a predicted model, not a curated record
AUGAGUCUCCAGUUGGUGAAUCCAAAGGCUGAAUCGCUGCGGCGCAACCAGGCGCUGGCAGUAAACAUUAAUGCUGCUCAGGGGCUUCAGGCGGUUGUUGCGUCCAACUUGGGUCCAAAGGGUACCGUGAAGAUGCUUGUGGACGGUGCAGGCAACAUCAAGCUCACUAAGGAUGGCAAGGUUUUACUGUCUGAGAUGCAGAUCCAGAAUCCCACGGCCAUUAUGAUUGCCAGAGUCGCUUCUGCUCAAGACGAGAUCACUGGCGAUGGUACUACCUCGGUUGUGCUUUAUGUCGGCAGCAUCCUUCGGGAGGCCAACCGUUUCAUUGGCGAGGGUGUCCAUCCUCGAGUGAUUACUGACGGUAUUGAGGUUGCUCGCCAGGCCACUCUACAAUUUUUGGAAGGUUUCAAGACACCUGUUGAAAUCGACCACGAGCUCUUGCUCCAGGUGACGCGCACGUCUAUUGCUACAAAGUUGCGUCCGCUUCUUACCGAGCACCUGGUGCCUAUCAUUACCGAUGCAGUGAUGACGGUUUGGGAUCCCGAGCAUCGUCUGGAUUUGCACAUGGUCGAGAUCCAGAAGAUGCAGCAACAGUCUGCUUUGGAAACUCGUCUCGUCAAAGGCCUCGUAUUGGAUCAUGGCCCCCGCCACCCCGACAUGCCUCGCCAUGUUGAAAACGCUCAUCUUUUGAUUCUCAACGUCUCGCUCGAGUACGAGAAAACCGAGGUCAACAGCAGCUUCUACUACUCGUCUGCAGAGCAGAGAGAUAAGCUUGUGGCCAGCGAGCGCAAGUUUGUUGAUGCUAAGCUGCAAAAGAUCGUCGAGCUCAAGCAAGCCGUCUGCAAGGAAGGCGAGUCGUUCGUGAUCAUCAACCAGAAAGGUAUCGACCCCAUGUCACUGGAUGUUCUUGCUCGCCACGGGAUCAUGGCGUUGCGUCGUGCUAAGCGUCGUAAUAUGGAGCGUUUGCAGCUCAUUACCGAUGGUAUCGCGCAGAACUCGGUUGACGAUUUACGUCCUGAGAUUCUUGGUUGGGCUGGUCUUGUUUACGAGCAAAUCAUUGGUGAGGAAAAGUACACAUUUGUCGAGAAUGUCAAAAACCCCAAGUCGGCAACUAUUCUCAUCAAGGGACCCAACCAGUACACCAUCACCCAGAUCCAGGACGCUGUUAGAGACGGACUGAGAGCAGUAGCAAACACUAUUGGCGACAAGCACUUGGUCCCGGGCGCAGGCGCUUUCCAAAUUGCCGCACAUGACUAUCUCGUCAAGAAUCAUGCCAAGAGCAAGAACCGGGCCGGUGUUUUGGUCUUUGCAGAGGCUCUGCUGUCCAUCCCCAAGACCUUGGCCGCCAACGCAGGCCUAGAUGUGCUCGAAGCCCUCAGCGAGGCCCAGGACGAAUACGCCAAUGGCCACGUUGUAGGCAUUGAUCUGGCGACCGGCGAGCCCAUGGAUCCCACUGUAGAGGGUAUCUGGGACUCCUACCGAGUGGUACGCAACUCCGUGUCGUCGUGUGUUGGAAUUGCCACUAAUUUGUUACUGUGCGACGAGCUGCUCAAGGCAGGUCGGUCGUCGCUUAAAUAG